AUGGAUUCGCUUUUGGAGCUUCUUCCCGGUGAUCUCACCGAGACAUUACCGCUCUCUCCUGCGGUGAUGGCGCUUGGGGUUAUUUUGGCCAUUCUGAGCACAGUAUAUACACUUGAUUCUCUAGAGAUCAAGCCGUUAAAUGGCCUAGACUAUAAGGCAGUUGAGCCCACAAAAUACCGGCCAUUCAAGCCCAUCUUUCACAUCACAAUGGCCCUGCAAGCAGAUUCACCCUCGGGGCUCAUCACCGUCGACUCGGAAUACCUUGACAGAGUCUCCCUGCGCCGCCAGAUCAUCGCCCAGCACGGCGACAUGGUUCACGCGUGUCUCCCGGCCGGCGUUGAGGCUGUCCGUGAGCUCCACCAGUAUCUCCUCCGGGACUACCUGCCGACCCGGUUCCCGACCAUGUUUCGGCUCCGUGAUGAGGGCCGGCAGCUCGAUAAUCUCGUAACGGGUCGGUCAUUUCCCACGACGACGCCGGACGAUGCGGAGGCGGCGCUGCGUGUGCUGGGCGAAACAGUGGAGGAGGACAUGUUUCUGCUGAUGGAGGAGCCAGAAGGACACCGGGCAGUGGCCUUUUUGUGCUGCUUUCCGUCGGGAUUUGAUCCGUCGACAAAGGUUGGGAAGCUGCUCAAGGAGAUUCACUCGCCUGUGCCGUCAUACGACAAGAUUGGGCCGAGCAUGGAGCGGUUUUUCAGCAAGAUUGAGGUGGGCAAGAGUGUGAAGCGGACAAACUGGUCGAUGCAAACGCACAGCGAUUUGUUCCAUUACGACAGACACGACCAGCACAAGAGUGAUGAACCAGUGGCAGCAGAGGAAAUCGACAUGAGCAAGACAUAUGCCCGCAUCGAGCUCCAGACGCUCACCCGGCUGCCCAAGACGCGGGCCAUUCUCUUCUCUUUCAAGACAUAUCUGUACCCGGUAGAAAGUCUCAAGAAGGAGGGACUGGGCCCGCAGGUGGCAGAUGCAAUUGAGGGCCUCAAGACGGGCAAUGCGCCGGGCAUGUGGAGGUACAAGGGCGCGCCGCAGUGGGGAGAGCCGAUUUGCAAGUACCUGCGGUCUUGA
Messenger RNA from Trichoderma virens Gv29-8, 1062 nucleotides. RefSeq lists its product as uncharacterized. Lineage: Eukaryota; Fungi; Ascomycota; Sordariomycetes; Hypocreales; Hypocreaceae. The coding region runs from base 1 to 1062 and encodes 353 amino acids. The transcript has 5 exons. The record is from RefSeq and is a predicted model, not a curated record.